This is a messenger RNA of Manis javanica (Malayan pangolin), 1519 nucleotides long. NCBI's taxonomy places the organism in Eukaryota, Metazoa, Chordata, Mammalia, Pholidota, Manidae. The record is from RefSeq and is a predicted model, not a curated record.
UUUUGUGUCUUUUACGUGCCUAAUUAUCGUGGUAUUGGCAAUGGGACAGACAGUGACGACCCCACUUAGCCUGACGCUAGAUCAUUGGACAGAAGUAAGGACUAGGGCACAUAAUUUGUCAGUAGAAGUUAAGAAAAGACCUUGGCAGACUUUCUGCAUCUCCGAAUGGCCCACCUUCAAUGUUGGGUGGCCUUCAGAGGAGACUUUUGAUCUCUCCACUUUAUUAGCAGUAAAAGCUGUUGUCUUCCAGGAUUCGUCUCAAGGACACCCGGAUCAGCAACCCUACAUUGUAGUCUGGCAAGAGUUGGUGGAGAACCCACCGCCCUGGGUAAAGCCCUGGGUGCAAAAAAAAAUGGGCCCUCGAGUUUUAGCUGCCCAGACCCAACCUCAGAGCAAGGAAAAAGAAACUACUAAAGUUCACCCUGACACUCAAGAUUUGCUUAUAGUUGACGAUCCCCCUCCUUACCCUCCUGCCCCUACGGCACCCCUGGCCCCAGCACCACCAGCCCCGGCACCCCCGGCACCGCCAGCCCCAGCACCCCUGGCACCCUCAGUCCCUAAUGCUGAGGCAGUGGGACCGGCUUCGGGACCUGCCCAGGGAACUCGGCGCCGCCGAGGGGCCACCUUGGACCCACCGGGUAUUUUUCCUCUCCGGUCUUAUGGAGUUCCCAUCCUCGGGGAAGAGGGGGACCGGCCUUUCCAACCUCUGCAAUAUUGGCCAUUUUCCUCUGCCGAUUUGUAUAAUUGGAAAGCGAACCACCCGCCCUCUUCAGAGGAACCACAAAGACUAACUGGUCUGAUAGAGUCCCUGAUGUUUUCUCACCAGCCCACUUGGGAUGACUGUCAGCAGCUUUUGCAGGUGCUCUUCACCACAGAAGAGAGAGAGAGGAUCCUCCUGGAGGCGCGAAGGAAUGUGCCUGGAACCGACGGGUGACCAUUGCAACUCCCUCAUGACAUAGAGAGGAGGUUCCUGUUGACCAAAUCCAACUGGGACUUUAAUUCUCCAGAAGGUAGGGAGCGACUAACCGUCUAUCGCCAGGCUCUGGUGGCAGGUCUCCGUGGGGCCGCAAGACACCCCAUCAAUUUGGCCAAGGUAAGAGAGGUCAGUCAGGGAGCCACUGAAGCACCCGCAGUGUUCUUAGAACGCCUGAUGGAAGCCUUCAGGCGGUAUACUCCCUUUGAUCCCACUUCUGAGGAGCAUAGUGCUUCAGUGGCCCUUGCUUUUAUCGGACAGUCGGCACCCGACAUUAGAAAAAAGCUUCAGAGAUUAGAGGGCUUACAAGAUUUGUCGUUGAAAGAUUUGGUAAAAGAGGCUGAGAAAGUGUAUCACAAGAGGGAGACGGAGAAAGAGAAAGAGUUAAGGAAAGCGAAAGAAAGAGAAAGUAAGGAAGAAAAGAGAGACAGGAAGCAUGAGAAGAAUUUAACAAGGAUCUUGGCUGCAGUAGUAGAAGGCAGAGGACGCCCACCUCCUAGUGGCAGAACUAGUAAGACAGGGACCUGGGCAACCGGACCCCUUUAG